AUGAGUCCCAAAAAGGAAAUUAGAACUAUCUCUUCCAAAAAGCCUAGAAAGCCAAACAAUUCCAAGCCAAGAAAUCGACUCCCAAAACUGACAAAGAAUGAAUUGAGCAGUAUGAUGUGUAUCCAAGUAACAAAAGAGGGUCUUCGACUAAGAGAGCCGAAGAUUACCUUCCCUUUCCCAUUGUUGCUUACUAAAAAGAGUGAGGACACAGUAUCCGAACAACCGACAAAGGAUCCGAUAUCCCCGUCGAAGGUUAGUGAAAAUAAUUGUCAGGAACAAAUUGAGACGAACAAGAGUAAUGAAUCCUUCAAUUCCUCUGAUGCGAAAAAUUUGGCAAGCAUUGGUUACUGUCUCUAG
Molecule: messenger RNA, 357 nt
Organism: Plasmodium inui San Antonio 1
Lineage: Eukaryota; Apicomplexa; Aconoidasida; Haemosporida; Plasmodiidae
Exons: 1
Coding region: 1-357 (118 amino acids)
Source: RefSeq, a predicted model, not a curated record